Messenger RNA from Hippopotamus amphibius kiboko, 2025 nucleotides. RefSeq names its product phenylalanine hydroxylase (gene PAH). The transcript is spliced from 13 exons. Gene Ontology annotation, biological process: L-tyrosine biosynthetic process; L-phenylalanine catabolic process. Bases 84 to 1442 code for a protein of 452 amino acids. NCBI's taxonomy places the organism in Eukaryota, Metazoa, Chordata, Mammalia, Artiodactyla, Hippopotamidae. The record is from RefSeq and is a predicted model, not a curated record. Gene Ontology annotation, molecular function: iron ion binding; phenylalanine 4-monooxygenase activity.
ACGUGCUGCUCGCACAGUUUGCAAACCUGCCUGCGACUGAAGUCCCAGAGCUCUCCAGAAACCCGCACGCGCUGGGAGCCAGCAUGUCAGCUGCGGUCCUGGAGAACGGAGGCUUUGACAAGACACUCAGCGACUUUGGACAGGAAACAAGCUAUAUUGAAGACAACUCCAAUCAAAACGGUGCCAUAUCACUGAUCUUCUCACUCAAAGAAGAAGUUGGUGCGCUGGCCAGAGUCUUACGUUUAUUCGAGGAGAAUGAUAUAAACCUGACCCACAUUGAAUCAAGACCUUCACGUUUAAAGAAAGAUGAGUAUGAAUUUUUCACCUAUCUGGAUAAACGCAGCAUGCCCACUCUGGCAAACAUCAUCAAGAUCUUGAGGCAGGACAUUGGUGCCACCGUGCACGAGCUUUCCCGGGAUAAGAAGAAGGACACGGUGCCCUGGUUCCCCAGAACCAUUCAAGAGCUCGACAGAUUUGCCAAUCAGAUUCUCAGCUACGGAGCAGAACUGGACGCAGACCACCCUGGAUUUAAAGAUCCUGUGUACCGAGCCAGACGGAAGCACUUUGCUGACAUUGCCUGCAGCUAUCGCCAUGGGCAGCCCAUCCCUCGCGUGGAAUAUACGGAGGAAGAAAAGAAAACCUGGGGCACGGUGUUCAGGACCCUGAAGUCCUUGUACAAAACCCACGCUUGCUAUGAGCACAACCACAUUUUCCCACUUCUGGAAAAGUACUGUGGCUUCCGCGAAGAUAACAUUCCCCAGCUGGAAGAGGUUUCUCAAUUUCUGCAGACUUGCACUGGUUUCCGCCUCCGACCUGUGGCUGGUCUGCUUUCCUCUCGGGAUUUCUUGGGUGGCCUGGCCUUUCGAGUCUUCCACUGCACUCAGUACAUCAGACACGGGUCCAAGCCCAUGUAUACACCCGAACCUGACAUCUGCCAUGAGCUGUUGGGACACGUACCCUUGUUUUCAGAUCGCAGCUUUGCCCAAUUUUCCCAGGAAAUCGGCCUCGCUUCUCUGGGUGCACCUGAUGAGUACAUUGAGAAACUUGCAACAAUUUACUGGUUUACUGUGGAGUUUGGGCUCUGCAAGCAAGGAGACUCCAUAAAGGCAUAUGGUGCUGGGCUCCUAUCAUCCUUUGGUGAAUUACAGUACUGCUUGUCAGGCAAGCCGAAGCUUCUUCCUCUGGAACUGGAGAAGACCGCUGUCCAGGAGUACACAAUCACGGAGUUCCAGCCCCUCUAUUACGUGGCUGAGAGUUUUAAUGAUGCCAAGGAGAAAGUGAGGAACUUUGCCGCUACGAUCCCACGGCCCUUCUUGGUCCGUUAUGAUCCAUACACCCAAAGGAUUGAGGUCCUGGACAAUACCCAGCAACUUAGGAUUUUGGCUGACUCCAUCAACAGUGAAAUUGGAAUCCUUUGCAGUGCCCUCCAGAAAUUAAAGUGAAGCCAUGGACAGAACCUUGAUCUGUCAACUGAGAAUCUCUUAAUGGAAAUCCAACUACUUCUUUCAUUUCAUCUGAAAAAGUCUGAAAAGCAAACCUUAAUUUGAAAUGACAGCCUUAAAUCCUUUCUAGAUCAAGAUGGGGGAAUCAACAAAUAAAUCAAAAUAAUCUGAAAUGACAACAUAUUAAUACAUACCCCAAAGCAUAAUGGUGGAUCUUUUGGGAUCAUCUGUGAUUUAGAGAUGAUAGUCUCAUUCUCUUGAUUGAGUUAAUAACAAUAACCUGUCACAUUUCAUCAAGGUUAAUGAAAAUUUGGGACCUGCUUCAUUCAACCUUUCUAAAUACUUUCAUUACUUGCUGUAGAGAAUUCCUAUAGGAGUAUAUAUAUCAUUUAAUGUGAAACACGUCUGUCAGAUUUGAAUAUUUGGAUUUAAUAUAAAUUCUAACCUACAAAGAUCAUUUUCUAUUUCAGGGAACUAUGAUUCUAAUUACUGCUUUGUUAUUUUGCCUAUGUAGAUUUUCUUUAAUUCAGGAGCCUAUUAAAAUAGUUAUAAAUAUUAAAGUUCAUAGUGGAAAAUCAAAAUA